CUGCCUGACGUAAAUCAGAGUGCCGUAUUGCAGUUGGUGUUGUGUACAGCUGAAGAGACAGCAGAAUGUGGAUCAUCAAAUUAAAUAGUUUAGCCGCUGUAUUAUUUUUUGUAGGACCGUAUAGCACAUUUGCUCUUCAGGAUGUAACUGUCGACCUUUUCGGUGCCGAAAAUUACGGGACGGUGGCAGCGUUCGGGGAUUUUAACUCGGAUAAACAGACAGACAUCUUCAUCAUCAGAGAACAGUCUCAGUUGGUGAUUUUCUUGGCUGACCCGAAAACCCCUUACUUCAAACCCAAAAUCAAUAUCACAAAAGACCUUUUGCCAAGGGACACCAUCAUCACCAGUGUGGUCCCUGGAGAUUAUGAUGGCGACUCACAGAUGGAUGUCCUUCUUACAGCUCAGACCAGCCCCACAAUAACAACAGUUUUCAUCUUCUGGGGGAACAACCGGACAUUAGAUAUGAGUGGUUGGAUGACUCUGAACAAGACCUUCACAGAUCAACCUCUUGUUAUGGAUUUCAAUGGGGACAUGGUUCCAGAUAUUUUUGGAUCCACCAGCCAGGGAUCUACUGAAGUUUGCUAUCUCACCAAAAGGGUCCAAGAUUGGCGGAAUGCACUGAGUUCACCUGUCAAAAUGCGUCUCCCUCACUCUAAUGCUUUCAUUGACCUCAGCAAGGACUUCACCGCUGAUUUAUUCCUGACAACUGAAGGCCCAGCAUUUGAAACUUGGCUCAGCAGGGACGGGAAUUUCACCAGAGUUGAAGUCAUGCCAGCACAUCCGCCGGUCAGCACUGUUGGACAAUCCUCCUUUGUCGACUUUGAUGGUGAUGGCUACCAGGACCACCUUCUCCCCGUGUGUUUGGAGAAGACCUGUCAACACAGUGCCAUCUACUUGGCCAAGUCCGGCUCACAAGAGUGGGUACCAGUACUGAUGGAUUUCCAGCAGAGGGACACAACUUGGAGCUUUGUACUUGGGAAACCCAACCAACCUCUGACCCUGCACCUUGGUGACUACAACUUGGAUGGCUUCCCUGAUGCUCUAGUGAUCCUCCGCAACACCAGUGGCAGUGGUCAGCAGGCCUUCUUAUUGGAGAACGUUCCCUGCACAAACAUCAGCUGCCACAGCGUCGGAAGGAUGUUCCACAUCCACUGGGACCAGUCAGAUUUGGGAGCCAUCCAAAAUGCCGUUAUGGCAACGUUCUUUGACAUCUAUGAGGAUGGUAUAUUAGACAUGCUGGUUCUGAGCCAGGCACCAGGCAAAAAUGAUUUGAUCAUCCAUGCUUUAAAGAACAAUUUCGAAGCUGAUGCCUACUUCGUUAAAGUGAUGGUGCUCAGCGGCCUCUGCUCCAAUAACUGCCCGGAAGACGUGAACGCCUUUGGUGUAAACCAGCCAGGUCCCUAUGUCAUGUACACCACUAUGGACUCCAAUGGCUAUAUGAAAAACGCCUCAGCCGGUCAGUUGAGCCAGUCGGCCCACUUCUCCCUCCAACUGCCUUACACUGUGCUGGGGCUCGGACGCAGCGCCAACUUCCUGGACCACCUUUUUGUUGGCAUCCCCCGGCAGCCUGGAGAGACGGACAUAAGGAAGAAGGAGUGGACGGCCAUCAUUCCCAACUCUCAGCUUAUCGUCAUCCCGUUCCCACACAACCAGCCUCACAGUUGGACUGCUAAACUGUACCUGACUCCAAGCAACAGUGUGUUGCUGACGGCCAUCGCGCUGAUCGGAGUGUGUGUCUUCAUCCUUGUCAUUAUUGGCAUCCUCCAUUGGAAAGAGAAGAAAGCAGACGACCGAGAGAAGAGACAGGAAGCCCACCGUUUCCACUUUGACGCCAUGUGAAGGCAGAAAGAAAGAACUGCAUCAUGGGAGAACAUCCCAACCUGUGCUCCUUUGCCUAACCCCACCCCCCCACUCCUCUUCUUCACACACACUUUUUUUUUUAACACGGAAUCGUUUCAAGGGCCAAUAAGUGGAUCCUCAUUUGCACCAAAAAAAAUUCUUUUUCUUUUUUGAUAUUUUGCAGUUCUUACAGUAAGUCGGGUGUGAAAAAUGUAUAUAUAUAUGUAUUCAUCAUUCCAGAGUUAGAAUUACAGGAGCUGCAACAAGGCCAUUGAGACGGAGAGAGAAAGCCUGAUGAAGAUCACUGGGACUUAAAAGUUUCUUUGUAUUGGCUGUAGAUUUCUGUUGAAAUGCCCAUCACUUUGCUCACAGUGAAACUUGAAAUCUGUGAGAAUGUAUUAAUGUUAAUGUCCAUUGUCUUUGUCCUGUUGAUUCUUUUUUUUUUUUUGAAAAGAAAUCCUUCAGAUUUUAUUACUUGAAGGGAAUUCUGUGAUAUCGAUCUCAUCCUGGUUCGAAGUGAUCAAACUUUUUCUUUUUCUUUUCCACUUGCAAACCUCGCCAAACGAUAAAUGGCUGUCAUGUUUUCAGAGAGCACUUGAUUGUAUCACAGUCAACAUAGAAGUGCCAAAAAGGAGUUUUUAUGUUGCAUCUUGUAAAUGUCUAAAAUUGCCGUGCCACACUUACCGCGUGGCUGCGUCACUUGUGUGCAUGUGCACACAAGCCUGUGGUUCCAUUCAUACUCAAACAAAGGUCUACGUCAGUGAAGUGUUAUAAUCGCAUGCAUUUAGCUGCAAUUUCUCACCGGGAAAUCACCCUCAUUUGAGUUUUACACGUGUGGGUAGCGGCGGACUUCCUCAUAUAACCUCAAGCAAGUUUCCAUAGUUACCAACUUCUUUGUUAUCUCUUAUGACCAAGAUAAGAGCAGACCACCAACAGGACUGGAAAGUGUUUUGGUGCAGGGAGCGUGCACCGUCGGCACAUAAGGGCCAACGUGGAGCUCUACACGGACACAGAAGUUUGACCUGAUGCGACUGCGACUGCUGCUCCACCAAGGCUCGGACAAGAGUCUGAACACUGUUGUUUCGAGAUGUCUGUUUUAAUAUUUGAUGUUUUUGUUUUGAAGUUAUUCAGGCCAAGUGCUCUGCUGUGUCCACAUAUUUCAUAACAAUGAGCUCAUGCUUUUCCAGAUGGUUUGCACUUUUUAAAAAAAGUUGUGAUUUAACAGUUUGUGUGUGUGCGUGCGUAAUUUAUUCUGUGUUGUGAAUGCUGAAGCUAACAAACGUGUCUUGAAUAAAAGUUGAAAUUGA
Messenger RNA from Solea solea (common sole), 3145 nucleotides. It is a transcript of the gene itfg1, whose product is annotated as integrin alpha FG-GAP repeat containing 1. The transcript is spliced from 18 exons. The record is from RefSeq and is a predicted model, not a curated record. Gene Ontology annotation, cellular component: plasma membrane. The coding region runs from base 66 to 1838 and encodes 590 amino acids. Lineage: Eukaryota; Metazoa; Chordata; Actinopteri; Pleuronectiformes; Soleidae.